AGAGAGUGGAGAGUGGAGACGGAGGGCAGAGAACCUAAUCGCCCGUGGGUGCCAGCUCUCUGACGAGUGCGCGAAGGGUGGCGGCUUAAUCACCGCCCGCGAGGGCUCGGCUCCAUUUUUCUUGGUCCGCAGAAACGCCGGCAUUAGUGACAGGCGUCGCACAGGCUUCGUCGGGAGGGGUGGGGGAGAAAGGGUGGGGGAGAGCGGGGUAGAGGGUAGUGGCGAGGACGGAGGACGGAGGACGGAGAACGGGAACAGGCGCUGGCGACGAAGGCCCGAAUUAGAGAGGACGCAGUUUAAUAAUAUUAUUUACUUUUCUGGCAGGAAAGCUGUUUGAUUGUUUUGUUUACCUGUGGAGUUGUUGUUCCUGCGUAUGUUUGUGUCUGGCAUGCUUUCGCUCGUUCUCUCGCCGGCCUAUCGGCUGUCUGUGUAGCCCUCUCUCUCUCUCGCCCAAACAAGGUCUUUUUAUUUUCCUAUCUCUUUUGGGCAUGAUUUUGGAUUCCGGGGGAUAUUUUCUGCGUCCACACCUCGUGCCCAGAUUCCUCACCAGCACCCGUCGCGCGAGUGCUUUGCUUCUGCGUUUUUCUGCGCUUUGCUCCCGCGGUCAUGUCCCAGCGCUUUCCGACGUUGUUUCACGCGUUUCUCCUCGUGCUUUCUUAGGGUUGCCGAGUUCAGUUCUCUUACUCGCUGGUGCUCUUCCGAAGCACUGUCACCACCCCCGUGUCAUCUUUCUGUUAGCGCUUUUCCCAAUGCGAUCGAAGGGUGUCGUCGAGGCCUCCGUUUUGCUCGAGUGAUCAGGACCACCUUCUUCGAGGUCGUCCACGAGCUUUUAGAUGCAUCUCUGAAAGCCGUCUGCACUGCCUGUCGAGCACGGAGGAAAAUCUAGCUUGCUUGGACUCGAGCACCCUUUUGAAACCUCGCAGUUGUCACCGGGAUGUGCCAACUCCUCCUGUGACGGGCAGUCUGCAAUUUUCACGGAUGCAGUUCAUGCUCUCGUGUCGGAGCAUCUUAGAUUAGCCUCUGGAUUAGUGUCAACCGAAAGAAACCAUGUUCUCUUGUAGAACUGGGUCGCCGUUUAGCGAAGGAUGGGUAAAAUCGGAACAGGUGACGGGCGAAUUGUGGUCUGAAGGGAGGAAAAUACAGAGGGUGAUGGAGCUUUGCUGAAAUGGGAAGCCGCCAAGUCAAGCCGUAAAUGCUUUUACUUUUGCAGUCACGUGUACGCAAUGGAUGACGUUUCUCGCUGUCGGGAACAAUUGGCUUCUUUUCGAAUUAGAGAACUGAAGGACGUACUCUCUAGACUUGGACUUCCCAAGCAGGGCAAGAAGCAGGUUCUCAUGGAAAAGAUAAUGGGAGUUCUUGUACCAACAGAGAGGCCAGCUAUUGCUCUUAAAAGUCUGGGUCGGGGAGCGAACAAGAAUGCCCUUAGUAGAGAAGAUUGUGUGAAUGUCAUUGACGACAUAUACAGAAAGCUUCGGGGCUCUGCAGCUCCCGACCUGGCAUCUGCUGGGAAGAAAGACGUAGGAGCAGGAUCAAGUAGUGUCGCACGAUCUGAAGAGCCCGACGAAGCUGGUGGGUUGGAAGCCAGCAAAACACGAUGCCCUUGUGGCAACUCGAGGGACAUGGGUACGAUGAUUCAGUGUGAUGAGGCCAAAUGUGGAGUUUGGCAACACAUCAAUUGUGUGGUGAUACCAGAAAAAGCUGACGAGAAAGCGGAACCGGAAGUUCCGAAUUCUUUCUAUUGCGAGCAAUGCCGCAUCAACCGCAGUGAUCCAUUUUGUGCAACGGUAACUCCAAUAACUGCAACAAAGUUGCAAACCACCGGGACCAGAACAGAAGGCCAAAGUCCAAUGCAGAAUGUGGAGAAGACUUUCAAUUUGUCAACGAACGAGAAAGACAUGAUAAGCAGACCGAAUUAUGACCUCCAGGUCUGGUGUGUGCUUCUCAACGACAAGGUCCCGUUCCGAAUGCACUGGCCAGCGUUUGCUGACCUUAGGAUCAAUGGAGUUUCUGUCCGUGUAACUAAUAGGCCCGGAGGACAAUUACUGGGAGCAAACGGUCGCGAUGAAGGACCAGGGAUCACCACGUAUGCAAAAGAUGGAACCAAUCGCAUAGCCUUUUCCGCCUACGAUGCUCGACCAUUCUGCAUUGGUGUGCGCAUUAUACGUCGAAACACUCUUGCUCAGGUGCUUGCGUCAAUACCAGACGUCAACAAGGGUGAAGACUUCGAGGAGGCAAUUGCACGGGUACGUCGAGCUUUCAACGGUGGUGGUCAAGGGAACGCCGACGAUGGAGAUGACAGUGACUUGGAGGUGGUUGCCGAAUCAGUAUCAGUAACAUUAAGAUGCCCGAUGAGCGGUGGGCGCAUCAAAGUCGCAGGGCGCUUCAAACCCUGCACGCACAUGGGGUGUUUUGACCUCAAUACGUUUGUCGAAAUGAACCAGCGGGCCCGGAAGUGGCAAUGCCCUAUCUGCUUGAAAAAUUAUUCUUUGGAGAAUUUGGUUAUCGAUCCAUACUUCAAUCGAGUUACAUCUGCGCUCAAGGGCUAUGCGGAAGAUGUGACUGAAGUUGAGCUCAAACCGGAUGGUCUGUGGCGGCCAAAAGUAGAGGGAGAGAAGUCUCGAGAUCCAUGGCGUACACCUGAUGGUACAGUAGUGGUUGCAAAUGGUUCUGCGAAGGAACAAAAAAUACCUUUGGUUCAUGUAAAAUUGGAAGAAGGUGUCUCACAUGAAAGGGGUUCGCGUUCUCUGAUGAUAGGAGUCAAGAGAGCUGUUGACGGCCAAUGGGCGGUGAGCCCCGCGAAACGGGCGAAUGGAUGGGCUUCAGCCAACGCCGCCGGGCCAAGCGAGAGAGCAAAGCCUACUGUCAACAUAUCUCGGAGUAGCAGCGCUACUGAUAGUAACGAUGAAGAGAACGGAGAGGAUGGUGAACGAAGCGUGAAUCAGGAACAGGAACCCAGCGAAAAAGACGAAAACAAUGGCUAUCUCGACGAAAAUGAAGUAGAAUUUUCAUCAAGAGGUGCACAUGCUGGCAGUGCCUGGCCCACCAACAAAGCUGGGCCUAGUGAAAAGCAGCCUGCAGCAGACGUUAUAGUUCUUAGUGACACAGAUGACGAGGACGGGGACAUCAUGGUUGUUGGUUCCUCAGGUGCGUCAGCUUACGCAGGUUCAGAUACAAUGGGUAGGCCCACAUCGACGAGACCAGCAUCUCCAGAUAGGGAUACCCAGGAAAAUCCAGAUGAUGAACAUUUUGUUAGCAGCAUUCCGCAACCAUUCGCUCUUGUAAAUCCCUUGCUUUCUACUCGUGGACUUACCAAUUCGAUGGAAAACAAGUCUAAUAAUGGAGGAAAUCUUGGCCUGCCUCUAGACUCUAUGUGGCCACCUGCGAUACGGCCGUCGACUGGGCCAUAUAACUACUUCUCGACUUCAUCGGAUCACAUCAAUUCGUCUUCUGUUCAGCACAAUCCUCCUAUCAGGCCAACGGCGGUGCAAGCUGUGGCAGGUCCGUAUGGAUUGACUUCAAACCAGCAAACUAGGGACCCCGGGAGGAGCACUGGUUGGAAGUUUGGGCGCUCACCCACUCGCAGUCAGUCGAAUUCUGAAUGUAACGGCGCCAGCAACGAUGGGGGACUUGUUGUUACAUCUAGGGAUUGUCCGUUGCGGCUCUUGCUGCCUCAUCAGCCCGCUCGAGCUCAGACUCAGCCGAGCCUUCGAGAACCUCAUGAGGAAGUCGACAACACGUGGUUUUCGCUCAGUAUACCAGGUCAUGACAACAACUCAAAUCCAGUUCCAGCUAGGCGAGACAAGCAACGACCUGCAUCUCAAGGAAGGGCUUGUUUUGAUUCUUUGGCAGAAACAGCGUCCGAAGUCCUCCUCGGAAUGAACUCCCGUUCAGGCCAAGCUGAGAACAGAUCAAAAGCCCACAGCAGUCCUCCAUAUGGCUCCCCAGUAGACUCUCUAUCCCCCGCUCCAACCAGUCCUCCGUAUGGAAGGGUUCCUGCAAUACAAUCCAGUUCACCACGUUCUAAUUCACACCGUAGUCCAGCGGUGUCAAAUAGACAUCAUCGUCAUAGUUAUUUUCGAGUUGAUUCCGAUUCUGAUUAGAUUCUUAGCCCAAGCUUUACCGCACUUUUUCUCCUAGUGGAAUCUAUUCACUUCUUUGCGGCUUCAAGAAUUUUGAAAGCUGAGGGGACCAGAGCAGCACUCUUUGGCGAAAACUCUAGACGACAUUUGCUCCUAGUUUAACCUCCCUGCACCAACUUUCACAGCAAUCCGGGUCUUGUCCAGCUCUGCACCUUCUGUGGCUGGCAGGACUAGCAAGCAUGUUGUAGCCUUCCCAAAAACAUUCUAGUGCGAUCUCAAAGACAUCAUGAGGAAUGGUUAUUUCUUUUAUUCGGAUGCAUUGCCGUGUCGCUUAAAGACAUCACAUUCAAUAUGGUCCAAAGGAAUGUAGCUAUUUUUGGUCUGGAGGGAAGACAAUACAGAACUGGAGAUCAGUUGCAGCUCACCGAGGAUGUACAUGGUAUGCCUCUGAAAUUUUGAGACCCAUUUGCCAACAUCUUGUAGUGUCGGUAUUUGACGAAGACUUCGAUCAUUCUCUCAAAGGAGCGAAUGGCUUAGCUGUAGAUGCAAUAAGGAGGCUUUGUAAAUGUAAAUGUGAUUGUAGAGGUUUCACAAAUGUAUAAAGCGCAACCAAAUUGGCCUGUCAUUUCCCAUUAUGUCUUCUGUUAGUUACACUCGCUUCAUCGAGAUCCCUUGAGUCUCGUUUUUCGGUGGAUCGGUCUUACAUACACAUUCUGUCCAACAGUUGAUGCUCACCUUCACAGUUUUUUGAUCUAAUCACCUGAUUUUGUCCAA
Molecule: messenger RNA, 4853 nt
Organism: Marchantia polymorpha subsp. ruderalis
Lineage: Eukaryota; Viridiplantae; Streptophyta; Marchantiopsida; Marchantiales; Marchantiaceae
Source: the annotation of a GenBank genome assembly